Messenger RNA from Nelumbo nucifera (sacred lotus), 1239 nucleotides. RefSeq lists its product as uncharacterized. NCBI's taxonomy places the organism in Eukaryota, Viridiplantae, Streptophyta, Magnoliopsida, Proteales, Nelumbonaceae. The record is from RefSeq and is a predicted model, not a curated record.
UACGGUACGCUUAGUUGAAACUAGAAACGGAUUGUUUGUUGGCUAGUUUAAGACUUCAGAAAGGAAGACAGAUGAGACGGACUGAAUCGCGGCCUUCUCUGUUUUUACUCGCGGAAGCUCUUCCCUUCUAGCGUUAUUUCUUGUCUUAUUGACUUCUUGUUCGACCCUUUUGCGCCGAGUUGUUUUUGGUUAUUGAUUUGAGCAAGAUGAAUACAUCAGUUGUAUCGUUGUUCUUUGCCUUGCUGAUGCCGUUGACAAUUGUGAAUGCGAGGAAUAUUUUGAGGUUACAAUAUGUUGGAAUUUCAAUCAAGGGUGGUGUUACCUCCACCUUUCGGGGUUCAGAAGUAUCAGCUUCCAGAGUCCUUCCUUCGACUGAAUUAUCAUCAGAUCUUAUCUGUUUUUCAUGUUUGGAAGCUUCCCGAAUGGUUGAGAAAGUAUUAAAUGAUCCAGAGUUACCGGAUAAAAUUAGCAUGUUAAGAAAUGAGGUCUGCCAUGUUCUGCCUACUGAUUUACGUGUAAAGUGUGAUGAGAUAUUGGAGAUGUACACCAAUCAAGCUAUUGUGUUUCUUCAAGUGUAUUUUAGUGAAGAAAAUCUUUGCAACAGCACAGGGUUGUGCCCUUCAGAUUCUGAUAUACUUAAGGUGGCAAGCCUUGGCAAGGGUCAACAGUUACCUGAAGUGGAACCAAUGCACGAUUUGACGAGUAAACUGGUGAAGCGUCUUUCUAUGUCACAUGAGUCCACUGAUAAGUUAUCAAAUAACAGAAGCUGUGCUGCUUGUCAUGAAGCGAUGGAUGAGAUACAUGAUGAGUUGGAAGACCCUGAGAAGAAGAUUGAGGUCAUUCGUGCACUGCUCAAGGCUUGCGAGAAUAUUGAUGGUUAUGUCAAACAAUGCAAAAGGAUGGUUAUGAAAUAUGGUCCUUUGGUUUUGACAAACCUGGAGAAGUACUUGAGUGACAAUGAUCUGUGUAGCAUGCUUCAUGUGUGUGAAGCCCAUCUGCUCCACGCUUCUGAGUAAAGAUUGAAGGUAUUUGAUCUGCAUUUGGAAUUCUGAAAUCAGCUCAGAUGCUAAUACGAUCUUGGAAUGGAUCAUGUGUGAAUAGAACACGUUGAAAUGGUUUGGUUCUGAUGUACAUAAGUAUGUUUCAGUUUGCUUGUACUGCCAUAAUUUCCACGUCUUUAAAAAAAAAAAAACUCCACAUCUUGAUACGUUUUAUGCAGAUGAAGGUGAUAAAUGGUUU